UUCACACGCUGUAAUUUUCAUAAGAUAUUUUGAAGCACUUAAUAAGUAAGAAAAUUAAAAUAUAUCAUUAAGUUUGUUAAAAAAAUAUUUUUAUUCAAAAUGAAGAAAAUAGCAGUCAUUGGGGCAGGAUGCAGUGGUCUGACGGCUAUCAAAUGUUGUUUGGACGAAGGCUUGCAACCAGUUUGCUUUGAGAGAGAUUCUGACAUUGGUGGUCUGUGGAACUAUUCUGAUACUUCCAGAGUGGGCAAAGGAAGUAUAUAUAAGACAUGUGUUAUAAACACGAGUAAAGAGAUGAUGGCAUUCAGUGACUUUCCGCCGCCGAAAAAUUUUCCUAUGUUUAUGCCACACAAGUACGUACUUAAAUAUUUUAGGAUGUAUGCUGACAAGUUUGGACUUCUGAAACAUAUCCAAUUUAACACAUCAGUUUUGCGUGUUGUACAGUCGGACAAAUAUGAAACUGACGGCAGCUGGGAUAUAACAUUCCGUCGGGAAGGUGGAGAAGCGCACACAGAAACCUUCGACGGCGUGCUAAUCUGCACAGGUCACCAUACAUUUCCCUACCAACCAGACUUCUCGGGUCUGAGUCGUUUUACAGGCACGACACUCCACUCACACGGCUACAAAGAAAAUUCUAAAUUUGUCGGCAAGAAGGUCGUCGUCGUCGGAAUAGGGAACUCCGCCGUCGAUAUUGCCGUUGACCUUAGUCAUGUAGCCUCCCAGGUGUACCUGUCCACGCGCCGUGGGGCUUGGGUAAUCAGCAGAAUGGGAUUCUGGGGACUUCCGGCCGAUGCCAUGGCUAAUAACCGCUUCCUGUUCUCUCUUCCACAUUCUGCCCUGGAAUGGAGUGUUGAAAAGAUGGCAAAUUUUAGAUUUGACCACGAAAGCUACGGAUUAAAACCAAUGCAUAGGGCUCUGCAGGCACACCCUACGAUAAAUGACGAGCUACCAUAUCGCAUUAUGACGGGCGCUCUGAGGGUCAAACCAAAUAUCCAUCAUUUUAACGAGAACUCCGUGCAGUUUGACGACGGAUCUGUAGAGGACAUAGACACUGUGAUAUUUGCAACUGGGUACGAAUAUAAAAUUGGCAUUGUUGACGAGUCAGUGACAAAGGUUGAAGGAAACAAAACGUCACUUUACAAAUACAUGUUUCCACCACAAGCACCCCAUCCUACCCUUGCUGUAGUGGGUCUAGUCCAGGCAAUAGGAGCGGUUAUGCCGAUCUCAGAAAUGCAAUGUAGAUGGUUCACUAGAAUAAUGAAAGGUGAGAAUAAUUUACCUUCCGAGAGUGUUAUGAAAGCAGAUAUAGAAGAAAAACGUGUCGAAAUGGCUAGCACGUAUGUGUCGUCUCAAAGACACACUUUACAGUGUUUCUGGAUUCAGUACAUGGACGAAAUUGCUACAGAAAUAGGCGUAAAACCAAAGAUAAAAGAAAUGUUCUUCGAGGACCCUAUGCUGGCUCUUCGCUGUCUCUUUGGACCAUGUGUGCCUGCACAGUAUCGUCUCCAAGGACCCGGAAAAUGGGACGGCGCGAAAGACGCCAUCGAGAACACAAUGUCAAGGUCAUUGGCACCGAUGAAAACGAGGCUUCUUCCAAAGAAUUUCUACAUUCCAGAAUCUGUGGACAAAUUUGUAAUCUCAGUACCGAAAUAUUUGAAAUCUUACUUCAUCUUUGCUUUUGUGUUUUUCUUGUUUUUCUGUAUGGUGUUAUUGUGAGGACAGGUCGAUGCUUUACAAAUGGAACUAUGGAACCGAUUGGAUUCUCAAUUACAAAAAACAAAAAAGUAGUGCUUGCGGCGUAUGCUUGGCGGUUGAAAGUACUUGCGGAUUAUGUCUGGCUGUAGAAAAUGCUUGCAGCACAUGUUUUACUGUUGAAUUGUCUGACUACUGGACAGGAUGAUGGUAAUUUUACAGUGUAGUCCAUCCUGGGCAUGGUACUGACCUUACUGUCUAUUUAUGUAGAUUGUGUAUAAAUUUUGGGCAGAUGCCCAAUAUCCCUGUGGGCAUAAUUUAGAAUUACUGAGUAUAUAUUUAUUAUGACGUGUGCGCUUAUCAAAUUAAUUACGAGGCUUUUUGGUGCUUUUCUUUUUAAUUUGCAUAAUCUCGGUCACGAUAUAACAUUUCAUUUGUCUCAUUGUUUAUAUUAUGUAUUUAAGGAACACAUAUCUGACAAUUUCAUAAUAUUCCAUUGUUUCAAUUGAAAAUGUAAUCUGUUUUUUUUAAUGUUCCUCUGUGAUACAUGUACGGCUGACGAUGUUGCUGUAGCGAAUUUCAUGUACAUGUUUGUGAAAAAAGCACAAUUGAUAGUUUUUAAAUGGUUUGUGUUAUUAAUACAAAAAACAUGUAUAAUGUUUGUCGUCUCAGCUGAAAAAAGACAUAAGAUGUCUAAUAAAGAUACUGUUGUUAAGUGUCAACUAUGUUGGUAUGUACGCAUCCAUUUAUGUAUAAAUUAGUAUAUAUGUACAAUAUUCAAAAUUUAUAUACUGUACCAUUUGCUAUUAUUUAUCCAGAUAGAAAAUGCAGUUGAAAAAUAUGCAUUUUAACUAUUGCAAAACUAUUUUUGUAUACAUUGUGUAAUGCUUGUCACUUUAUACUUUUUAUAUGUAUUACAUACAUGUAUAUAUAUAAUGCCAUCUGGUCACAUCUUUUUUGAGUACUGUCACGAAAAAACAUACCCUAUGGUAAACUACAUCAUAUCGCCAUAAUGAAUCUGCAUUUAAAUUUCAUAUUUCAUAUGUUCUCAUCUUAUCUUUAACUUUUUACAUGAAAAUAUAAACUCGACUAAUCAAGUAUUUAAAAAUUAUCUGAAAUCUAAAAAAAUUAUCAUCGGUUACGU
This is a messenger RNA of Mercenaria mercenaria, 2833 nucleotides long. RefSeq names its product flavin-containing monooxygenase 5-like. NCBI's taxonomy places the organism in Eukaryota, Metazoa, Mollusca, Bivalvia, Venerida, Veneridae. Gene Ontology annotation, molecular function: flavin adenine dinucleotide binding; N,N-dimethylaniline monooxygenase activity; NADP binding. The transcript is spliced from 6 exons. Bases 100 to 1713 code for a protein of 537 amino acids. The record is from RefSeq and is a predicted model, not a curated record.